UCAGUUACUACUUUUUGAAUUCAGCUUUUAUCUGUGUUAUUGUAAAGAAUGAUGAUUAAGGAUUAGUUAUAAAUUUCCAAGAUUAUUCUUUAAAUAUUCAGCUCAGCAAGAUUUAAGAUUCAGUUUGAGGUGGUUCAUGACUUUAUGUAUUCUUUAAAGUGGAAAUGAAUGGAAUCACCAUGGCAAUUCCCAGCUUUUCACCAGUGACUUUCUGCUGCCCCUCCAUGACCUUCAUCAUGACUGCUUCUCAAACUUCCUCUCAUGGAUACACUUUUAUUCUUCGCUCAGUCUCAGCCUCACUGAGAUGCACUCCUCCACUCCUUCCCUUCUACUCUCAUCUAAAAUACGUUUACUUGGGCGCAUGCCUUUGGCAGGGAUGUGCUUUUCCCAGCGUUGGCCAGGAGAGGAGAAAGCGAGGGGGCCUUUUCAGCCAGGAGUGACAGAUCUUUUAUUAAAAGAGGCUGGGCCCCCUUCACAUACACACACACACGCACACACACUCACAGAAACACUUACACAACCACACACCCUCCCUAUCCUCGUCUGGCCCAUUGUCAUCAGGCUUGGUACGGCUGAAGCCCUCCCCAAACCACCCCCCCUGCUGUGAGCUUUGUCACUGUAAGUCUCAGUGCAGCCUGAAAGCGUGCAGAACCGUCUAAAUACGCUUGCACACACACAUUACUUUCUCUUUUUUUCCCACAGACACUUUCUCCACGGCAUUCAGAGUAGGUCCUUUGCUUGUCAAAAUGCAUAGAGUAUGACUGUGAAGAUUUUGGGAGACAUUAGGGAAUAGGCAACAGAGAGAGAGAGAGUCAGAGUGAGAGAGCAAGAGGAUGGAUGAGAGUAGAAAGGUAUGGAAGGCAACGCUAGCCAUUAUCAUGAUUUGUGCAAAAAAUGUGUUUGUGUUGAUACACACAGCAUUCCGCUGGAGAUAAACUCUUUGGCCUCAUCACCCCUUGCCCCACCCACCUGCCCCCUUACAAGUGCUGCUUACUCAAGUGUGUACAUGUGUGUAUUGGGGGAAACCACAGCUCAGUACCUAGUCCUUCGCACCCAAAUAUUCAGUGUAUCACAGCAACCGGGUGAGAAAGAAGCAAACAGACAGAAAGAGCGUGAGUGCAGAAAGGAGACAAGUGAAGAGAUGCCGUCCAAGACGGUUACUUGGGCCGCUGAUGCUGCCACCAGUUUCUUACGUGCUGCCCGAUCAGGUAACCUGGACAAGGCUCUGGACCACAUCAAGAAUGGCAUAGAUAUCAACACAGCCAAUCAGAAUGGACUCAAUGGGUUACAUCUGGCCUCGAAAGAGGGUCAUGUUAAAAUGGUGCUGGAACUACUGCACAAUGGAAUCGUACUUGAGACCACCACAAAGAAAGGCAACACUGCCCUCCACAUUGCUGCAUUGGCUGGACAAGAGCAUGUGGUCACUGAGCUGGUUAACCAUGGAGCCAAUGUCAAUGCCCAGUCACAGAAGGGCUUUACUCCCCUCUACAUGGCAGCACAAGAGAAUCACCUAGAGGUUGUGAAGUUCCUUUUGGAGAACGGGGCCAAUCAGAGCAUUCCAACUGAGGAUGGCUUUACCCCACUAGCUGUGGCUCUUCAGCAGGGUCACGAGAACGUAGUGGCCCUGCUCAUUAACUAUGGCACUAAGGGAAAGGUCCGCCUCCCCGCACUGCACAUAGCAGCACGCAAUGAUGACACACGCACUGCCGCCGUACUUCUACAAAACGACCCCAAUCCGGAUGUACUCAGUAAGACAGGCUUCACGCCGCUCCAUAUUGCAGCACAUUAUGAGAACCUAAAUGUCGCCCAGUUGCUGCUGAACAGAGGAGCUAACGUGAACUUCACUCCCAAGAAUGGGAUUACACCUCUGCACAUUGCAUCCAGGAGGGGUAACGUGAUCAUGGUCAGGCUUCUGCUGGACCGAGGAGCAACAAUUGAUGCUAAGACUAAAGAUGAGCUGACCCCACUUCACUGUGCUGCCAGAAAUGGCCAUGUUAGGAUUAUUGAGAUCCUGCUGGAACAAGGAGCCCCCAUACAAGCCAAGACCAAGAAUGGUCUCUCCCCAAUUCACAUGGCUGCUCAGGGGGACCACAUGGACUGUGUGCGACAGCUCUUGCAGUAUAAUGCUGAGAUUGAUGAUAUAACAUUAGACCACCUGACACCACUACAUGUGGCAGCACACUGUGGGCAUCACCGCAUGGCCAAAGUGCUGCUGGACAAAGGAGCCAAACCUAACACCCGUGCACUGAAUGGAUUUACACCUCUCCACAUAGCCUGUAAGAAAAAUCACAUCCGUGUGAUGGAUCUACUCCUAAAACACUCGGCAUCCUUGGAAGCUGUGACAGAGUCGGGGCUCACCCCUCUUCACGUCGCCUCCUUUAUGGGCCAUCUCAACAUAGUGAAGAUUCUGCUGCAGAAGGGAGCCUCUCCAAAUGCCUCAAAUGUGAAAGUGGAAACACCCCUGCACAUGGCAUCUCGAGCAGGUCACUGUGAAGUUGCAGAGUUUCUGUUACAGAAUGCAGCUCCAGUGGAUGCCAAAGCCAAGGAUGACCAGACACCGUUGCACUGCGCUGCCCGCAUGGGCCACAAAGAGCUAGUGAAGCUGUUGCUGGAGCACAAGGCCAAUCCCAACUCCACUACCACGGCUGGACACACUCCACUACACAUCGCUGCCAGAGAGGGACACACACAGACUGCCCGUAUCCUGCUCGACAUGAAUGCUCAGCAGACCAAGAUGACCAAGAAAGGCUUUACCCCCCUCCAUGUGGCAGCAAAAUAUGGGAAGGUGGAUGUUGCAGAGUUGCUUCUCGAAAGAGGGGCAAACCCUAAUGCUGCAGGCAAGAAUGGGCUCACACCAUUGCAUGUGGCUGUUCAUCACAACAAUCUGGACGUGGUCAACUUACUGGUUAGCAAGGGCGGAUCACCACAUAGUGCAGCAAGAAAUGGCUACACUCCUCUCCAUAUUGCAUCCAAGCAGAACCAGGUGGAGGUUGCCAGUAGCCUGCUGCAGUAUGGUGCCUCCGCCAACGCUGAGUCAUUGCAAGGGGUCACACCCCUGCACUUGGCCUCUCAAGAGGGUCGAGCAGAUAUGGUCUCCUUGCUCAUCUCCAAGCAGGCUAAUGUUAACCUAGGCAACAAGAGUGGCUUGACUCCACUUCACCUUGUUGCCCAGGAAGGUCAUGUGGGCAUUGCUGACAUUCUGGUGAAGCAGGGUGCAUCAGUGUAUGCUGCUACACGGAUGGGCUAUACUCCACUUCAUGUGGCUUGUCAUUAUGGCAAUAUAAAAAUGGUGAAAUUCCUCUUACAGCAGCAGGCCAACGUUAAUAGCAAGACGAGGGCGGGAUAUACACCUCUUCACCAGGCUGCCCAGCAGGGCCACACUGACAUUGUGACAUUACUUUUGAAACAUGGUGCACAGCCCAAUGAAAUUACUACUAAUGGUACAUCUGCACUGGCCAUUGCAAAGCGGCUUGGAUAUAUCUCAGUCAUUGAUGUCCUUAAACUGGUUACUGAAGAAACAGUUACUAUGACUACGAUUGAAAAACAUCGGAUGAGUUUCCCUGAGACAGUUGAUGAGAUCUUGGAUGUUUCUGAGGAUGAAGGAGUCGCACAACUAACGCUAGGCGAGGAGCUGCUGGGGACAGAAGGUGCCAGGUACUUGAAGAUGGACGACAUGAAGGACCAUGAUGAAGAUUUCCUCUCCCCCAAGCCAGUGCUAGAAAACUACUCACCUGCUCUUCCAAGGAUUCCUUGUGUCUCCCCUGAAACUGUCAUGUUGAAAGAGCAUGAAAUGGAGCAGCAGCACACCCCUAUCCCGAUGCCCAAAGAUUAUGAUGAAGACUCUCUGAUCCCCAGCAGUCCAGCCACAGAGACUUCAGAUAACGUCAGUCCAGUGGCCAGCCCCAUCCACACUGGCUUCCUGGUCAGUUUUAUGGUGGAUGCUAGAGGUGGCUCAAUGCGAGGAAGCAGACAUAAUGGUCUGCGUGUCAUUAUCCCACCGCGGACAUGUGCUGCCCCCACGCGCAUCACCUGCCGCUUGGUCAAGCCCCAAAAGUUGUCCACUCCACCCCCCUUGGUGGAGGGUGAAGGACUGGCCAGCCGAAUCAUCUCCCUUGGGCCAGCUGGCAUGCAGUUCUUGGGGCCUGUGAUUGUGGAGAUCCCUCAUUUUGCAGCACUUGGUCGGGGAGACAGAGAGCUGGUGGUGUUGAGGAGCGAAAAUGGUUCUGUCUGGAAGGAGCAUCGCAAUCGUUAUGGCGAUGAAGUGUUGGAGACGAUUUUGAAUGGCAUGGACGAAGAUUUAGAAAGUCAGGAGGAGCUUGGAAAGAAACGGAUCAGGCGCAUCAUCUCUACUGACUUUCCCCUCUACUUUGCCGUGGUCUCCCGCAUCCAACAGGAGAGUGAACUGAUUGGCCCUGAGGGGGGUCACCUGACCAGCAAAAUUCUACCCAUGGUUCAGGCCAGUUUUCCUGAGACAGCCGUCACCAAGAGGGUUCGUCUGGGACUGCAGGCUCAGCCGGUCCCUGAUGAACUAGUGGCUAAGCUGCUGGGUAACCAGGCCACUUUCAGCCCUGUGGUGACCGUAGAACCAAGGCGCCGCAAGUUCCAUCGGCCCAUCGGGCUCCGCAUCCCUCUGCCCCCCUCCUGGAGGGAAAGCCCACGAGACGCUGGCGAGGGAGACACCACCAGCCUUCGUCUUCUUUGCAGUGUCAUUGGUGGUACUGCCCCAGCCCAAUGGGAGGAUAUAACUGGCACCACCAAGCUCGUAUAUGCCAAUGACUGUGCCAAUUUUACCACCAAUGUGUCUGCACGUUUCUGGCUAGCUGACUGUCCUCGAACUGCAGAAGCAGUUUCCUUUGCCAACCUACUGUACCGUGAGCUAUCAGCUGUGCCAUACAUGGCCAAAUUCGUGGUCUUUGCUAAGAUGAACGAGGCAAGGGAAGGCCGAUUACGCUGCUACUGCAUGACUGACGACAAGAUGGACAAGACCUUGGAGCAGCAUGAGAACUUCACUGAAGUGGCCCGCAGCAGAGACAUUGAGGUGAUGGAGGGCAUGCCAUUACACUUGGAAUGUUCUGGUAACUUGGUCCCCAUGAGGAAGGCUACCCAACAGCCCCGCUGUUUUAGUUUCCAGGCAUUUAGAGACAACAGACUUCCUGUCUCUGUGAAGGUGAGAGACAGCAGUAAAGACCCAGCCGGUUUCUUGUCUUUUUUGCGCAAGUCUACCAAAUAUGAGGACAGCCAGCAAGUACUCUGUAACCUUAAUAUUACCAUGCCACCAUGCAUAAAGAUCGUAGGUGGUGAGGACCGAAGGAGGACCCUGACUCCUUUGGCCCUUAGAGAGAGAUACAGUGCUCUCAAUGAACCAAGUAUGGCAUCAAUGAGCGCCAUGGAAAGGACGGAGUUAAAGAUGGCUUUAAUAGCUGAACAGCUGGGACUGAGCUGGGCUGAGCUGGCUCGAGAACUCCAGUUCAGUGUGGAUGACAUUAACAAGAUUCGAGUGGAAAACCCCAAUUCACUCCUCGAGCAAAGCUCAGUGCUCCUUAACUUGUGGGCUAGCCGAGAAGGAAAGAGGGCCAAGAUGGAGAGCCUGUUCAUGGCUCUGAAGAGCAUUGACCGAAUGGAUAUUGUGAACAUGCUGGAGGGACAAGGGCAACAGACAGGUCAGCAAGGAGGUCAUGAAAUGUCCAGACGCGGACACAAUGACCGAGACCACCUCUCUCCUGGCAUGACAAAUGGUUAUGGACUGGUGAUGCAGGAAGAACUGCUCUCGCCGGCCUCCAUGCAGUAUAGCCUGCCUUCUCCACUGGGCCAUGAGCCCUAUUGGCAGGAAGUAUCAAGCAUGGAGUGCGCACCUAUCGCCACCACGGAGGAGGAUACACUUAUGGAGAUGUCCGAAGUGCAGGUGUGGCCCACGGGCAACAGCCCCUCACUAGUGACCGUUGAGGAUUCCUCGCUGGAAUGCAGCAAUGCAGAUGACUCAGAAGGCCUGCUCUAUGGAAGCCUGGGGAGACCAGGGAGUGUGACACCAGGUGGAGGACGUGUACCCGGGGGGCUUGGUGGCACUGGAGGUCUGAGCGGCUCUAUUGAGCUGCUGGAGGACCAGUCUAUUGGGGCAGACUCUGAGCACAGUGCUGCUGCCACGCCUGGCACAAGCGGAGGGGUCAACAUCAAUGGGCUGGACAGAGGUCAAGGGUUGGAGAUGGACGAGAAGGCAGAGGGGCCUGCCGUAGAUGCAGGCAGGAGCAUUUCUGGAGGAGCGAAAGAGGGCUUUGGAGGAGGAGGAGAUGGCACAGGCUUAGAGGAAGGCUUGUCUCUCAUUACAGGGCAGCAGAGGGUUUAUGCUCGAAUGAGUGAGUCACCUGGGCUUAGCCGAGUAGCUGAUCGCAAUGGUGACAGAUCAAGUGGCGGUUCUUUCCUGUCAUACCUCCAGGACCAAUCUAGCCCUGGAUGGCACACUGUGCCAGAUCCUGUCCAGAACUGGGUGGGAACUUCUCAGUCCCCCAGUCCCAGGCAGGCCAUGGAGUCCAUGAUGUCAUCAGUGCGGGCAGCAGUGGAUGGAGAUCCAAGUCAAUCCCACCUGUCCCAGGAAGCCUUGCUCCAGCCAGUGCGGGAUAUGGGGCACUCUGAGAUACUGAGAGGGCAUUUUCGAGGAACCCAGCCUUUUGAGAAGGGCUUAGGUUUUCCCCACAGAGUACCUGAACUUCGGGGAUGGGAAGAGAUGCGUCUCAGAGGACAGGGUGAUGAGGCCAAGGAUCUUCCUGGAGAGCAAGUGAGGGAGGAGCAGUUUACAGAUGAGCAUGGCAACAUCGUCACCAAAAAGAUUGUGCGGAAGGUGGUUCGGAGGGGGAAGGAUGAGGAGGGGGUUCAGGAGCUCAUUAUAGAAGGACUACCGCAGGAAGUGGAUGAGCUGGACGGUGACACCGAGCAGUUCAUGAGCUACGCUGUGCUGGGGCGAGAAAGUAUGCCGGAGGUUGUGGAUGUGAAGAAGGGUGGGGCUCAGAUAGUGAAAUGUGCCACUCUGCGGAGAGCUAAGCAGUGAGCAAGGACUUGUCUCCCACACCAAAACCUUUUCUCGUAGACACAUGAUGGGCAGCAGGUGCUGAAGAAAAGUGGAAACUGGAGAGUUUGAAAGCAGGCAGUGGACGCCAGUACCAAUAGAUGGCUUUUAUGACUUCUUUUUAAAACAUACCUAAAACAAGAACUAGGCUAGAGGCAUGAUUUCAUAUAAAACGAAAACUGAAUCUAGGAAAAAAAAAAAAAAAAAAAGCAUCCGGAAAGUGCUUCCUAUAAUCUUCUGUAUCAGCAUGUGAGAGUGCUGUCGCAUGGCCUGCCUUUACCUACACCACAGACAGCAAAGGAUUAUGAGACUCAUGAUUGUUUAAGGGCAUGAAAAGUGACAAGAGUUAGCCCCACAGAGUGGGUCAGGGAUUUUUGGGGCUAUCAAAACCAGGAUGCCAGCCCAGAAUGUUGUAUUUUAGAAAGAACAAGUUUCACAAGGGAUAUGCAAAAAGCUAGUACAACCACAUAGCAACAUCAAAACAAGCAACAGUUCUCCCUCCAGCUCUUACGAAUUUGAGUCUUCCAAUAAAAAUGCAUUGUAGCUCAUUCUAAUGUAGAACUUUUGAAUAUUAUCACACUUGGAAAAAAUUGUCCUUCUAGCACUUGGUACUGUACAUAACGCAGUAUAUGCACUCAAAUACUACAUGAAUGUUCGUUGUGUCUGUGGGUGUGGUUUAUGUUACAGCCAAAAAAGAAAAAACGCAAAGAAAAAAAAGAAACUAUUCUAUCAAAAUGCGAUGAGGAUGCUGCUGUUGUCCUGAUAACUUCUCUGCCGUUGUUCCUGUUUGGUUCAGAUCAGACAUGUAUAAUGUCAAUAUCCAAAAUAGUUGCUUGAGACAGAUUUUGGGAAUGAUUUUCCGCUUCUGUGUUUUUUAAAUAUCCUGCACCUGAGGUUUUUUUGCUGCUUUUUUAAUGUUUCGUUUCAUCCUUUCACCUGGGAAAAACAGUAAAGGGAUUGCCUGCCAUAGAUAUUAUUUUUGGACGUCAUGCUGCUCUUCAACUGCCUUUCUUUGAGAUACAUAGUGGACAAGAGGUUUAUGGAGGGUAUUAUUACUUGCAAGUGGCAUAGCAUGAGUGAAAGAAUGUUAACUUCUAGUCAUGAGGGGAGCACACACAUACACAAACACAAAACUGACAAAUACUUCUGUUCAGUGCAUAUGUAGCAACCAAGUCUUCCAUUACAAACAAUAUCAGUAGCUCAGGUUUAGUUUUCCUGUAAAAGAUGCUGUGUCCUAUACCAGAAAGGCAAUAUGAAUAGAAAUGGCCAUUGGCCAAGAAACUUUCAUUAGGUCUUUCUUUUUGUCUUAUAUUUUUAUAUUUAACAUUGGCAAUACACAGAGAUGACAUGGGUUACUGUACAAGGAAAAGGAGUAUUAUCAGACUGAGAUUUUUAAAAAACCAUGAACCGUCUGUUAAGUUCUUUUUUUAUAGAAACAUGAUUACAUAUAAAUACUGCUGUCAGUAACCACCUGGAUGCAAUAGACAUCAAACUGCAGGUGUGUAUCUGUGGUUUACCUAUGUACCCAUGUGCAUGGAGGGAUAUUAUUCCAAGAUAUUCCAAGUCUAUUUCUAAAACUAAUCUUUUAUUUACCCAUAUUGUAUUAUGGAGGUGUAAUUGAGUAAUUGAGUGGGACAUAGGAUAAGAUGUAUUUGGGGCAAGUACUAGAAGUACUGCCUAAGUGUGAAAGUUCAGUAUCCGUUUUUUCCAUUCAUCAAUUGCACAGUUUACAUAAUUAUGUAUCAUUUGUUUAUUGCACAAUUUUUUUAAGGCUGAAUGUUUUGGGACACCAAAGGAUACAUAACCAAAUCAAAGUGAGAUAAAACAAGAAAGUGACAAUAAAGACCUAUUGACAUUACUCCCAGUAACUUUUUAAUGCAGUAUGGAAUAGCGUUUCAAAACAAGAAUGACAUAGUUUCCUCACUGGGCAUUUUUCUGUGUUGGUAUAUAUCUUCAGUAGUUUGAUUCUACUUUCUUGUAGCUGCAUAGCAAGUUGGGGUAAUCUUGUGUCAGAAACUCAAACUGAGCAGCCGUUCUUAUAGUAGACUAGUAUACAUGUUGAUGUGUGUAAUGUUGCAAAUACUGACAGUCUUUUCAGUGCCAUUUUUCUUUAUUGAGCUCAGCAAAGACACUUAGCAACUAAACACUGUGACUAGACUGUAGCACUGUCCCAGCAAAGGCACACUACCCCAACACACACACACACAUACUCACACACUCACACAUUUCUGUGCUGUCAGACACAGUUCCACACAGGAACUUUCCUAAUGUAGCUUUUAAGCAUAGAAGAGAUUAUAACCUCAAUUGUUUAAAGCAGAUGCUAGACCAAAACUUGCAAACACUCUCUUUUUUAUAAAUAUACAGACCUCAGAUCUCUCCCCACAAUGAGGUAGUUCAUACAAGCACUAUAUUAAUUGUGUCAUUGUGGGAGUGUGGCUAUGUAUUUUUUUGUCCCCUUCUGAGGGAGACACGGGGAGUUAUGUGACAACUCACUUACAUUUCCAAAAAAAUAUUAAGAAAUAGCUUCUAUUUACCUCAUGGAACCAUGCAAAAUUUCAAAACUGCUCCAAAUCACUUUUGAGUUCUGAAUUUUUAAAGGUCAUUCCCUCAGGUUCUAAAUCAUGUUUUACAUUAGUUUAUGCUGUUGGAGUAUAUUAACAUGAACAUUUUUUAUUCAAAAUUAAAUAUUAUUCUCACUGUUAUGUUUAUACCUACUUAAUAUUUCAGAGCAGUUCAGUCAUUGUGUUAGCGCAAAAUUUUGAGGACCCAUAUUAUGGAAAACUGCCAUUUUUCUCACUUUUUUAAAUAAAUUUGAAAAUGAGAACUAAUAUGUAAACAUUGUUGAAGUUUCAAAUGCACCAUCCACUACCCAGUCCAUAUGGUCUUUCUAUGGACAUUAAGCUGCAGAAACAGUCUGUUUCGAAUUCAUUGUUUUUGUGACUUUUUUGGAAAAUGGUCAUGUAAAAAUGAAUUAUGACCAUUUUUGUAAUGGUUUCAUUUCAUUAGGCAGAAAAUAAAAUACAAGAAAAAUGUAGGAUACAGGCCUUAAAUAUGCAUAACUAUGAAACUAUUUGGAGCAAAGUUUUGAAGUUUUUUUUUACAGGCACAACCUGGUAAACAGAUAAACAGGUGAACAGAAAAUUCCAACCCUGAAUUUCAAAAAUGCCUAUUCCACAUAUUUCAAAGUUUUAUUCCAAAAAUAAAGAUAGGGCUUUACUGGUGUAGGGAGUACAGCAUCAUUUGUGCUUAUACUUAAAUACAGAAAGGAUGUGAGCUUAAUAGUUAUCAAACUUUAAGACACUUACUCAGUCCACAUUUUCAGAAGAAAAUCAGUGAGAGGAACUAAUUUAGUAUUAAAUUGUCUGGUGCCAUUCAUUUUUCCUUCAUCCACCAAUGGAUUUAGGGUUUGACCUUUUUGAUGUUCUUUACUCAUAAAGUAAAUGUUCAAAUGAAGGUAUUUUAUCCUAAAACUAUGCUUAUCAUCACUCAUAACCCCAUCACACACAUGAAUGCACCAUAAACCCUAGUGCCGAAGCUUUCAGAGAAAUGUGACAUAAAAAACAUAUCAGGGUGGACAGCUCACAUUAGAGCAGUCCUCUGAGGAUUAUGCAAACAACCCAGUAUUAUAUUUUACUUAGAAAUGUAGCAUUACCCACGAAUAGACAUGAUGUCAGAACAUAUUAGCUGUCCAUUGCCUAGAGCACUGUACCUCAUACCUUAGUUGAAUGUAACAAAAUUACACCUUACAAGAAUAUUUAGCAAAUUUCCAGUUAAAUAAGAGCCUGUACAUUAGGGUAUAACAUAUGAAUCCUAUUAUCACAAAAAUGUUGAACUCCUAACAAACCCUCAUCAAAAGAAUUAUGAAAACUAAAACCAAACUGACAUUAAACGGCACAUCAACAGGCUAGUUAUGCUUACAUGAGCAUUGAGGAAUAAGAUAUUAUAGAUGUAUUUUUAGAAAAGUAGCAUUGCAAAGGGCACAAAAAGCAUCUCAAACCCAAUAAAGUUGUCAGGUAGAAUAUUCCACAAUGUGUUAAAUGAUACUCACUAUCAAUAACAAAAGACAGCUUUUUACCAGUCUUUUUACUGGCUAUGCCAAAACAAUCUGUUGAAUAGUGUGUAUGUAAAUGCAUACAUUUCUGUAGUAUGAAUACUAUGGAUAUGUACAGUUUAUUUGUUGUAUUUUCCAAUAGAAUGCCAAACUUGGAAAACGCAAAACUGUUGAAAGGUUGUAAUGCUGUAAGUUAACCAAUGUAUGUAGUGAAUAUAUUACAAAAUUAUUCUGUGCAGCUUGAUCUUAUUUACUGACAUUAUUAUAUGGUAAUAUAAUUACUGUAUCCAAACUGGCUGCAAUGUUUAACACAUAUAUUACCUAGAGAGAAUGUUAUUGAUAUCCCUAACCAGGGUACAUUUACUAUAUCCAAAGUUUCCCAACAUAUUAAAUACAAUUACAUAGAGAGAAUGUCAUUGAUAUAUUCAUAACAAUACUCGAAAAGAAUACUUACGAUCUGAAGCAUUGUUUUGUGUACAACAAAUUCACUAAUUGCAAUUACUUGUCAUGCUUACCCAUUUUUCCUUUUUGUACUUUAUUUAAUCUUUUGUCCAUGGACAGGUGAUGUACAAAGCUUAUUUUUAUUUAUUUUGAGAUUAUUUUAAUUGCCAUUUUGAAAGAAAAUCUUUUUAAUGGACUCAUAACAGUACUAUGGUAGUUUUUCUCUUGAACUCACUGCUGAGUCUUUUAAAUACAGGUUUUCUGAAUGUCUAAGUGGCAGUAGAAGCCAAGGCUCAUAUUGAUAAAGGCCUGAAAAUGUUCUAGCUCAUAGACCCUUCUUUCGUUUAUUGUUAUUGUUUUGUUAUUAUAGAAUUUUUUGAUGUGCACAGAAACUGAUGUGAUUUUGUUCAUGAAUUCUGGGAUGUUAAUUUGGGAAAUCGACCUAGGGUUCAAAGUAUGAAUAUUAUGUAUGAAAGAAUGUAAAAUAUAUUAAGUAUGACCUCCUUCUAACCCUUCAUGGCUUCUUCCUUCCCGUUCAAUUUAAAAAACAUAGCCUUUGCAGGGAUCCAAUGAUCAGAAAAUCAGCCCAGUCCAAUGGAGUGUAUAAAAGAGAAGGGGUUCUAAAUAAACCACACAGUGGGCUGAUGUCAAUGCAGUGAUCAAACUGAUUUACGUGCAAAAAUGUAAACUGUUGCAAAAACUAGAGAACACUUGUACUCCUAACGUCUAGAGAAUGGACUGAAAUCAGUAAUGCAAUAGCAUAUUAUUCAUGAAAAGGAAUGCGCACAUGCACAAAAAAAUGUUUUUAAUAUAUAUACAGAGAAAUAUAUAUAUAUAAUAUACAUCCAUAUAUAUUUACCUAGAAUGCUUUGCAAUUGCUAAUGGGAAUUUAUUAUACUUCUGGGGAUUAGAGUUCUGUUAUGGAUGUACCUAUAGCAUCUUAGCAAAAGAGACAGGAAUGCCUGCUACCUGGGAAAUAAAGAGGCCCUGAGGGUCUUUCUGUUUCUUUAAUUUUAUUUUUUAUUGCUAUGGAAGAAGGAAAACAAUCAAAAGAUACCUAUAUGCAGGUCUUGGAUCAGACAUUAUCUGACCUAAGAUAUAUGUAUAGAUGACUUACCCUGUACACCAGCUGAAAAAUAUGAACAUUUACAGGAUUAAUAAAUUAAUACUCACAAA
Pygocentrus nattereri (red-bellied piranha) is the source of this 12725-nucleotide messenger RNA. RefSeq names its product ankyrin 1, erythrocytic a (gene ank1a). The record is from RefSeq and is a predicted model, not a curated record. Lineage: Eukaryota; Metazoa; Chordata; Actinopteri; Characiformes; Serrasalmidae. Gene Ontology annotation, molecular function: protein binding. The coding region runs from base 854 to 7039 and encodes 2061 amino acids. Gene Ontology annotation, biological process: signal transduction. The transcript has 44 exons.